UGCUGGACGUGAAGGAGCUAACGUCGCUGCAAAAUGCACAGCAGAACCACAGCAGGGGGGGACUGAUCACAGCCCACCCUGCGUCACUCAACACAUUUUGGAGGGGGGGGGGGGGGGGUGUCACAACUUGGGACAAACGAUUGCCACAUUUGCCGCCUCAUCAGCUGGCAGCAUGGAUAAACUGACCAUCAUUUCAGGGUGCCUGUUCCUGGCAGCGGAUAUCUUUGCCAUAGCCAGCAUUGCAAACCCGGAUUGGAUCAACACUGGUGAAUCUGCAGGUGCCCUUACAGUCGGUCUAGUCCGGCAAUGUCAGACCAUCCACGGACGAGACCGGACCUGCAUUCCACCUCGGCUGCCCCCAGAGUGGGUCACCACACUUUUCUUCAUCAUCAUGGGCAUCAUCUCCCUCACCGUCACCUGUGGACUACUAGUGGCAUCGCACUGGCGCAGAGAAGCCACAAAAUACGCCCGCUGGAUCGCCUUUACUGGCAUGAUCCUGUUCUGUAUGGCGGCGCUCAUCUUCCCCAUAGGCUUCUAUAUCAACGAGGUGGGAGGCCAGCCGUACAAGCUGCCUAACAACACAGUGGUCGGCUCCUCGUAUGUGCUGUUUGUCCUCUCCAUCUUCUUCACCAUAGUGGGACUUCUGUUUGCAGGCAAAGUUUGCCUCCCAGGCUGAGGACUCGACCGUGCCCGCCUCUGGACUGACACAAGAGGCUCUGAAAAUGUUAUGGGAUUUACAAAAAAACACACACAAUGACUGAAAAUCAAAAACAACAAACUCUGGGCACACGCCUGAAACAGGGAAGUCUUUGAUUAUGUGUCAAGGGACCGCAGCACCACGGAGUACCUAAUGAUUUAAAAAAAAAUAAAAAAAAAAUUAAAAGGAACAAAACACUAAAAGUGGAGACUUGGUCACAAAGGGGUGGAGGAGUGAGAGAGAGCGGGCGGCUGAGGCUGUCGCAGCACCCUUCAAGUGUUGCUUUGAAACAUGGCCGUCGCUGUUGUUCUGGCAAAGGGUGCUUAAUGUGCUGCUGUCAUGGCAACUGCGGCCACAAUGCUGGCGCACAUUUCUCGAGGACCACUGCAGUCACUCUUCAACUUGACCCCCGUUCGCCCGCUGCACCGCCCUCAGCACACAUCAGCGCCGUCACGACUGCUCCUGUUGCUAUUUUUGGCUUCUAUUAGCUAUUUCAGUUGUGUGUUUUUUUUAUUCUGUUGUUGUACAUUUUGUGUUCUUUUUUUUGUUGUUUGUUUAGUUUUUUUCCUUCCUACCCUCACCACCUUUUCACUAAAGUAGAUUGAGUGUAAUUGAGAUUCACUGAACUGAGUCUUUGAGGGGAAAUGGGUGUUUUUUCUGCCAGCUCAGCUUUGAAGCAGGAUUUUUUUCUUGCCUGUCACUUCACGCAGCCCCAGGUGUGUAGCCUGGGUGAGCAGCUAUGAGCACAGCUGUCUGGGCCAGCUGUGGACGAGAGGAAGGUGCAGGUGUGACGCCUCUUGGUGUCAAAACAGCUGCAGCUGAGGAGCAGGUAGCAAAGAGGGGGAGACCUCCCUGAGCAGCAGAACAGGAGGUCAAGUACCAUAAAGGAGAAUGCCACUCAAUGUAAGACCUUGCAUUAUGUUAUUUAUAUGUACAGCAACGGAGUACUGGAGAGUAUUAUUUUGCUAAGCUAAACACAUAAGAUUGAUACACAUUGUUUUGCCAAUAACUAGAAGACUGUGAAUUUAGAGAACAAUCAUCUGAACAUAAACACACUAUUAUAAUAUAAUUCUGUUAAGUACAGCCACAAACAAAGUGGUCUUUUAAAAGGUGUUACAUUUCAGAGGGGUUGAGAUGAAUCUAUAUCAGUAAUUAGUGCAGACAGUAUUGACUUUUUAUAAAUGGAGCUGAAGUUACAUUAAGGUGUGAAAAUAACAAGUGUGAUGUGCUGAAAAUUGGUGGCAUUCUCCUUUAAUGUUGGACAGGAUCGAAGCGAGCCAGGAGCUUUUUUUCUUUUUCGUUCUUGUUUGGUGCAACAGUGGAGGCCCAGGGACUGCAGGUCAGGUCCGUGCACAGGGCUGAGCCUCAGUGUGCUGCUCUCGAGGCCCGUGAAUGAAACACACACACACACACACACACACAUAGACAUGUAAAGCCACCACACCGUCUGUCUGUACUGAGUAGAAUCACAUAUUAGGGCUGCAACGAAUUAUCAUUUUCAUUUCAAACUUUUAACUUAAAAAACACACACACACACACACACACACACACACACACACACACACACACACACAGGAAGGUGCAGAUCAGUGUGACCUUCAAAAGUAAAAUGCGUCACACAGUUCUUCCCCCGUAUUUGGUGCUUUAGUCAGCGCACCAAACGUUUUUGGUCAUCUUGACUCCACCAAGAUGAUGUCUAAGGUUAUUUCUGGUUUCGGGCUCAUAAUAAGCUUUGUAACUACAAAUCCCAUAAUUGGAGGCUUUAGUGGAUGUAUAAUGUUGCCAUGGAGACAGUGGGUUAUGCUUUGGAGGACAACCUGAGCCCUGUUUUUUUUUUUUUUUUGCCUAUAUUAGUUCUCGUUGUGACAAAGUGGGGCCCUUAGAAGUAUGAAAAUGAGUAAAUAUUAGAUAUUUUUUUGUAGUUUUAAAUGUCUUUUUUUUCUACGAUUCUUAGCAGAUUAAUGGACAUUAAUUCACAAUGAACAUCUGUGAUUAUUCUUAAAAACAUCUGGUCUUUACAAAGCGCCAAAUUCUGUAUUUGUUUACCUCACUUUUCAAACUCAUUCUUCAAAAUACUGUUUCAGCAAAUCUCUUCCAUUUCUGAAACUAAUUUAUUUUUACAGUUGACCUUGACACAGACAUCCCUCAACUGAAUUGCUCUCAAUUGUCACAAGACCAGUUUAUAACACAGAUUUACAAUUUAUUAUCAAUAUAGUUGCAGAUUAAUUUUGUUUUGAUUGCUCCUCCAAAUAUAUACAAAAAACCCCAAAUUUAAGCUUGUUCUUUAUAUGUUUACAUUCAUAACAAUUUGAGGAUUAUACAACCUACUGACACUGAUAUCUCUCCUGAAAUCUGUGCGUGCGUGUGUGUUGAAUCAAUCACGGGGCUCAUUCUUAAGAGUUUUGUUUUGUAUUUCUGUUUCCUGCUCAGCUCUUCUUCCUCUCGGUCUGAUGAUGUAAACUGCUAUCUCCACACUCUGCAGAGCCCUCCCUGUGUUGGUUGGUUGGUUGGUUGGUUGGUUGGUUGGUUGGUUGGUUGGUUCAGUAUUGUGCCAUGACCUGUUUUUGUUUAAUAAUGUACAGACACACAAAAGGCAGGCUGUAUUAGGAAGCACUGUGCAUUCAACAGUAUAGGUAACAGAAAUAGAAGCACCACAAAUGUAUAAAAAAAAGAGAACUUCUUACCUCAUUGUUUUUUGUUUCUGCUAUUAUUUUCUAAUGGUGGCAACGUGUGCCCUCUAAUUUGUCUCUUGCCUUGAUCGGAUGUCUUCACAUAAAGCCUAUGAUCAUAGGAAAUUAUUUAUCACUGAAUAAA
Messenger RNA from Anoplopoma fimbria (sablefish), 3511 nucleotides. RefSeq names its product modulator of smoothened a (gene mosmoa). Gene Ontology annotation, biological process: negative regulation of smoothened signaling pathway. The transcript has 3 exons. The record is from RefSeq and is a predicted model, not a curated record. Lineage: Eukaryota; Metazoa; Chordata; Actinopteri; Perciformes; Anoplopomatidae. The coding region runs from base 173 to 676 and encodes 167 amino acids. Gene Ontology annotation, cellular component: Golgi apparatus; ciliary membrane.